AUUUUAUUAAAUUAAAAAAGAAAGAUACAAUACUGAAAUAAACAAUAACAACAAUAAUAUGUUUGGUUUAAGUUUAAACUAAAUAGCUAUAGUACUUAUCAUUAAGUAUAUUUAAUGGAUAUUGGUCUAUAUAUUCAUUAAGUAUAUGACAGAAUAUCCAUAUUUUUAGACGUUCAUUACAUUUUUUGUUAUUGACAAAUUAAUGAGAAUGGUUUUUGUUAUUUAAGUUGUUCAACCUAGACUUUCAGAAGCGUUGGUUUUAAUUAUUUCUAUCAUGCUACAAUUUGAAGAGGCUUAUGCUUAUUGGAUGAAGGGAGGAGGUAAAAAGGAUGAAUUCUAUGAAGACUUUGAUUCUUAAGAUAAGUAUGAUUUCCUCUUAGAAUCAUUUUCUCUUAACGUAUUUUUGAUACCCUAAAUACUAUCAGUUCUCUGCUUUACCCUUUUUACUUAGAACGAGGAAGCAUUUUUGCUUAAUACUCCUUCAAUUUUAUUUUCUUAUACAUGCUUUAACUAUUUAUGGUGGAAGAUGCUAAGCACAGAAACUCUUGAUUUUUAUGCUACCAUCAAAGAAAUAAUACAUCACUUUUCAUGCUUUGGCCUUAUCUUUAUUUGCUUUAAUGUAGAAAACUUUUUUGUUCUUUACUUUUUGCUAAACGGAGCUCUUAGUGCUUUUAUGAUGUACAGAAAUACUAAAUUACCUGUUGCUGAAAAUACUCCCUUUUCUGAAAUAUUGUUAUUAAAUUGCUUUAUCCUUAUAUAAGUUUUUUUUUAAGGAGGAGUAGAACUAAGAAGACCUGAAAGAAAGUAAGGUUUAUCGCUUAUACAGAUGUAUUCGUAGAGAAAUUUAAAUGCUUAAAUUUUAGUAAAAUUAAUAUAGAUUUCUUUUCUAUUAUCUACUUACGCUAUUUUCUUAGCACCUAAGAUAUUUACUCAUCAAGCAGGAAUAAAAUUAAACUUUUUAAUCAUAGUACUUAUUUCAUCUGCUUUAAGUUUUAUGUUUUUAUUGAAAGACCUUUGGGAUUUCGUCAUAUCUCCCUUUUUUGAAGGUGAUUUGUUUGUUGAGAUAGAAAACUUCAAAGAAUUAGUUAAGUACAACAACCUUCACAGAGAAGAAAAGUUAAACUUAAAUUAAGUAGAGUACGUUAAGAUUAAAAUAGAUGAAAAGAGUUUUAAUAAAUUAUCGGAAAAGGAAGCUUUUGAAAUGUAUUAUGCAUUCUUAUUUAAUUUUGGCAACCAUUCCAUUUCUAUAGAAUAUUUUGGAAACAGAGAUUAUUAAGGUGAGAACUUUAUUGUUACUUUGAAGAAAUUUGUCAAUAUUCACUUAUUAGAAAAAGCUCUCUCAUAAUAAAGAAUAAAUCCUUACAUCAAAGAAAUUGAAUUCCCUUUUUAUGUAAAAAAAUCUUAAUUAGCUAAAUUAAUUUAUAGCAAGAUAAGCUCAAAUAGUACUGCAAUAAUAACCACUCAAUAAUAACCUGUUGAUUUGUUGUAUGUGUAAUUAAAUCAUGCUAGGGAGCUUUAAACCGCUUUGAUGCAUGGAGUUUUUUUCAAAAAGAGAUUGAAUAUGUUUUGGGAACAAAAUGAUAGUCAAGAAGAGAAUUUCACAAGGAUUAAUAUAACUACUACUCAGGAGUCGUAUUAGAAAAAUACUGUACAAGAUUAAUAUUAGCAAGAAUACCAAGUUAAGAUAAAAAACCCAAUCGACGAAAACCAAAACAGAAAUAAAAUUCUAGGAAUUAUAAAAGAGAAAAUCAAUAGCUCUAAAUAACUAAUUGAACAAAACUAAAAAACUGCAUUAUCUAAAUUAGUCAUGAAUAUUAGCGAGUUAGAGAAAUCAGUUAGGUCAUAUCAAAAUGAGAUAAAUAAAAAGACUGAAGAACUUUAGUUAUUAAAGUAACAAUAGACUAAAGCUUAUCCAAGUCUAAAAGAUUUAGAGUAAUAAGAUAAUAUAGUAGAAGAACUAAAUGAAUUAAACUAAUAUGUUUAAUAAACAAAAGAAUAACUAGAAACAAAAUAAAAGCAGUUAGCCAGCUUUUAAGAAUAUUUUAAAAGGCAUGGACAAAAACUUAGUUUCACCAAACCCAGCCAAAUCCUAAAAAAUAUAGACUAUUGCUUUAUUUAUUAGUGCUAAAUUUAGGCUGAAAGUGAAUCUAAAAAUAAUUGAAAUAAAAUUUGUUACCAACAAUCAAAUUUAAUUAAUUAAUUCUAUAAAUAACUCUUGUUUCAAAAUUUUAUAUGUCAUUUUUAUUAUUAUUUGCAAAAAAUUCUUUUGAAAAUUUUUUCAUU
This is a messenger RNA of Tetrahymena thermophila SB210, 2283 nucleotides long. Its product is annotated as transmembrane protein, putative. Lineage: Eukaryota; Ciliophora; Oligohymenophorea; Hymenostomatida; Tetrahymenidae. The transcript has 2 exons. The record is from RefSeq and is a predicted model, not a curated record.